This is a messenger RNA of Mytilinidion resinicola, 993 nucleotides long. Its product is annotated as phosphoribosyl-aminoimidazole-succinocarboxamide synthase. The transcript has 2 exons. Gene Ontology annotation, molecular function: phosphoribosylaminoimidazolesuccinocarboxamide synthase activity. Gene Ontology annotation, biological process: 'de novo' IMP biosynthetic process. The coding region runs from base 64 to 993 and encodes 309 amino acids. Gene Ontology annotation, cellular component: cytoplasm. NCBI's taxonomy places the organism in Eukaryota, Fungi, Ascomycota, Dothideomycetes, Mytilinidiales, Mytilinidiaceae. The record is from RefSeq and is a predicted model, not a curated record.
CCAUAUAAACCCUCGAACUGACCUCAACACCACAUUCCACACCACUCCCAAACAAUCACCACCAUGUCCACAGAAGCUCUGGUCUCAAUUGACCUCCAAGGCAAGCUCAAGCGCAUAGCCUCAGGCAAAGUGCGCGAUGUCUUCGAGAUUGACGACGAAACCCUCCUCUUCGUGGCCAGCGACCGCAUAUCUGCCUACGAUGUCAUAAUGAAGAACGGCAUCCCCCAAAAAGGCGCCCUCCUAACCGCCAUGUCCGCCAACUGGUUCACCUACCUCUCUACCCACCUCCCCUCCCUCCGCACCCACAUCAUCUCCUUCGCCCUCCCCGCCUCCCUCACCACCUCCCUCCCGCAAGAAACCGUCGCCCAGCUCGCGCCCCGCAGCAUGCUCGUCCGCCGCCACACAAUCUACCCCCUCGAGUCCAUCGUCCGCGGCUACAUCACCGGCUCCGCAUGGGCCGAGUACACCAAGUCCCAAACCGUCCACGGCAUCCCGCUCCCCGCGGGCCUGCGCGAAGGCGACAAGUUUCCCGAGCCGCUGUGGACGCCGUCAACCAAGGCCGAGCAGGGUGACAAGGACGAGAACAUCUCGCCCGCGCGCGCCGUCGAGAUCGUCGGGCAGGCGGCCGCGUACAAGAUCCGGGACCUGUCCCUCACCAUCUACAAACUAGCCGCGGAGCGGGCGCUCGCGGCGGGGAUCGUACUGGCGGACACGAAGUUCGAGUUCGGGGCGGCGGAGGACGGGAGCGGGGAGGUGGUGCUGGUGGAUGAGGUGCUGACGCCGGAUAGUUCGCGGUUCUGGCCCAGGGAGGGCUGGGAGGCGAAUCUGGGCAAGGCGCAGCCGAGUUUCGAUAAGCAGUUUCUCAGGGAUUGGUUGGUGGGGGAGGGGUUGAAGGGGCGGGAGGGGGUGGAGGUGCCACAGGAGGUGGUGAGCAGGACGGCGGAGAAGUAUAGGCAGGCGUAUGAGAUGAUUACGGGGGAGAAGUGGGUGUAA